Molecule: messenger RNA, 4304 nt
Organism: Mizuhopecten yessoensis (Yesso scallop)
Lineage: Eukaryota; Metazoa; Mollusca; Bivalvia; Pectinida; Pectinidae
Product: kelch domain-containing protein 10-like
Exons: 10
Coding region: 19-1179 (386 amino acids)
Biological process (GO): positive regulation of stress-activated MAPK cascade
Molecular function (GO): protein binding
Source: RefSeq, a predicted model, not a curated record
UGGAAUGAAACCAAAAUAAUGGCAGGAAACUUGUUGGCUUUCCAAAGAUUUGGACCAACGCAAUAUGACGACGAGUCGUCUGAAAAUUUGGUCGAACACAAUGUUGACUAUGACUUCCUGUACCCCCGAAGUGGUCACCGCGUGGCUGUCGACGAGAAGAACAUGUACGUGCUGGGAGGGUACAAUCCUCGUUUCUGGGACGUAGAAAAUACAGAGGAUACUUACUACCCUCUCUUUAAAGAGCUAUGGCAAUUCAACUUUUCUCUGAAGAAAUGGACAUUACUACAAACAGAGGGAAACAUGCCUAUUGAAUUGGCUUCUCACACUGCUGUGAGGUGUGGUCGGAACCUGCUGUGUUUUGGUGGAACAGGUGUACCCUUUGGGGAGUGUAGCAGUAACCAACUACAUAUUUGUAACCUGGACACACUCAAAUGGCGUCAGCUCAACUGUACUGGGGAACACCCACAGAAAAAAUAUGGCCAUUCCAUGAAUGUAGUAGGUCACUACUUGUACAUUGUUGGGGGGACGUCAGGGUUUGUUUACAACAUGGACAUCCACCAGCUGGACCUACGGACGGCCACAUGGACACACCUUGAAGCCGACAACCAAAAGUACAUCCCAGAGAGCAGGUACAGACAUGAGGUAGCCAGUGACGGGACAAGGCUCUACCUGUUCGGAGGUGGCACUGCCUCCACCUCGUUUGGAUUUGACAAGAUGCCAGCAUUCCAUUUUGAAAGAUGUAUGUGGGACGAAAUAAAGACAAAGCCAGAUCCCAAAAAUGGUUACCCUACUCCAAGGAAGUGUCAUAGCUGUGUGUAUUAUGAAAAAGGCGCUUACAUAUGUGGUGGAUUUGAUUCCCAUGAGAUUUUCAGUGACAUAUGGAAGUUGUGUCUGGUGACGUAUACCUGGACAAAGCUGUCUGCUAGUCUCCACAUACCUGUUUACUUCCAUGCAGCUGAUGUCACCAAGGAGGGCUGUAUGUAUGUGUUCGGGGGUGUCUCACGGAUUGACACCAUCAGGACCAAUGCCGUCCAGAGAAUCUGGCUUCGAGUACCUGCACUCGAUGAACUGUGUUGGGAUUACAUGUGUAGGAAGAUGGAUGUUGUGAAAUUCAAGCAGGACAAGAAGAAUCUUUUAGGUCUCGGUGUACCUAUGCACUUUGUUGAUCGGUUGUCAUAACAACAGGCUCUGUAUUACUGCCACCACACAUAUAAGUCUUUCAUAACACAUUUUACAUACAUGUGAUGUCAUAUUUUGUUGUUGACCGCUACUGGCCUACCUCAUAAUUUUCAGGCAAUGUCAUCUGCAGUUUUUAAUCUGAUUGACGGAAACUUGUUCACAAUAACAAGGGUCUGAACUACCAGUAACUCAUGUCCAGUGCAGUAAAGUAUUUCGUAACAUUCUCACAUUUGUAUCACAUAUAUGUAGGGGAAAUCCAUUGACAUUUUUUUUGUUGUCAAUUUCUGGGAUGAUCUGAUCAUCUGUUUACGAGGGAGAAUAUUAAUGUGCAAAAUAUCCCGGUAAUAGUUGAGGAAAUUUUCAUCAACAUUUUCAGCUCCAUAACUGGAAAAGUUUUCAUGGUAGAUUAUCUUCAUAUGAAUGUCAUUUGUUUCUCAUUGAUAAGAAAUCAUUUCCAUGUCAAGAAGAAAUUAAUGACAACAGUACAUGUUAACGAGGAACAUGCAAUAUAAUCAGACAUAAGUCCUUCAUUCGUAGAAAUACGUAGCUAAACUUUUGAAGCAAUAUAAAAUCAAUCUCAUUAUUCAUUGGUUCAGUUUGGUGCAAAAGAACUUUAUCUCGGCCAUAGUUAGGAAAAUAUGAUGAAUAUAUGGAGGUUAAACUUGGAGAGUAAGUGUUGUGGUGUCAGAAGAAUUUUUACGAAACAUUUCUGAAUUUUUACGAUACACAUUUCUGAUAUAUUUUCAUACCAGUAGUUACAUAGACAUUAGACACUUUAGAUGACAUCAUCAUAAACGUAGCACCAUGAUAUCGUGUUGUGAAAUUCUACACCAUGAUAUCGUGUUGUGAAAUUCUACACCAUGAUAUUGUGUUGUAAAAUUCUAGUCAUCACUAGAUCUCACAGAAGUUUUCACUUCACUCGUUACACGGGAAAAUCACUUGAAAAUGAAUUUGAAAGUAAUAGGACAAAAAAAUCUCUUUUGGACUUCAUUAACUUAUCCAGUAGAACUGGUUAGCUUGACUUCUUAUUUAACAGUUCUGUUCCUACAUUGAAAUAACGAGUACUUGUACUGUAGUUCCCAACUUACAUAUUCCUUAGCUUUUUCUUUUACAAAACUGACAGAUUCAAUAAUAGUUUUUUGCGGGAAGACAAAUCAAGUGUUGUACCACAAAAAUGAUCAUUUUCAGAAAUAUUUCCACAUAACAGUAACAUGAGAAUUGAUUAAUUUGUUUCGUUUCCUACAAUUUUGUAUCAACCAAUAUUAAGAGUAUCUCCUUUUCAAAUCUACUAUAAUAUAACCUGGCUUUAUUGUGGAGCCUGAGAUAAUCCAGUCCUUGAGCUUCCUGGCAAACUUGCAUGUUGAUAAAGUUUGUUUACAUAUUGUUAACUUUUACUCGAUUGUUAAUCUAAAAUGUUACAUUUCAUGUUUUAUGCCCCGUUGUGAAGUGUAAGUAGCUGUAGAUAGUAUGAAUUCUUCGUUUGAAAGCUUUUGACUUGAUUUUUGACCAGAUAUUUACUUUUUUCAUUGCAUUUUUCUUUUUUUUAUCAUAAAAUGUAGCAUGUUAUCCUUUCAUGAAUAUUAUUUUCCAUCAGAUAUCUCCAUACGUUUAUAGGGCUUAUUCUAAUGUCAAUUUAUAACAUUUUCUUAUCUUCUUCAGUUUCACAAUGAAGACAUUUUAAUUGUUGUUUCGGAAUUGGCCGAAUUAUUGGUAAAAAUUUGGAUCAAAACAAUGGACUUGUUAGAAUCAUCAUGUAACUUGAAUACUUACUCUACAUGCCACAUGUAGCGUAGAUGUCAGCCUCUGAAACCUCCAAUUAGGGAGAUCUCCCUCAUUCUACAUUUCCAAUGAGGGAGUAAGUACGUGAAACGUGACUGAAACUACUUUGCUCAAUUUAUCUUUCCCAUUUUAUGUAUAAAAGUAACUCCAAAAAGCAUUUAUUUGCUUCAGACACACCUGUAAUGAUCAUUACACACCCUGCAGUUACUAGGGAAUCAUUUGACCACAGGAUGUAGAUUUUGAGUUUGUGUGAGUUUGGACUUGAAUGAUGGAGAUUUGAGGGAGAUUGGUAAAUAUUGGAUAUUGGUCAAAAUUGGGGAGUCUCCCUCCUAAUGAGGGAGGGUUGACAGCUAUGAUGUAGCUGUUUGAUAAUUAAAACUAUUAUUGUUAAGACUAUUCCACUUUUACCCAUAAUGUUGAUUUAGAGAAAUCCUUAUUUAACCAAGUUUAACAUUCUAAUUGAAGUUUUUUGUUUAACUAUGAUUUUAUAUGACUUUAUCAUUUGACUGUUGGUUUGGUGUUUCUGAUUUUGUUUUGCGUGUGUAGCACGAUGAUAUACUCAGCCGAAUGUAGGGCGAUAACUAUUACGUUUUAUGCUGUGCAUAUACUUAUAACAUGUUAUAUUACAUACGUUUGCUCAUUCAUUUGUUUAUUUUAUACGUUUUAGUGUUCUAGUCUGCCCUGAACAUGUUAUUGGUUACAUUUGUAUGAGGUCAUCAGUCCGAUCUUGUAUACUAUAGAUCUGUCAUUUAGCGAUUUAGCUUUUUGACUUGCGACAUAAAAUUAUCUAGAAACCAGUAGAAACCAUACCUCAUUUUACAUGAUCAUAUUUGAAUCUAGUUUAUUGUUAUCUAGGAAACUACACGUUCCAAUUUAUUUCUUGAGAGUUAUGGGAGAGGAGUGAUUUCAUUUUGCUUAAGAACAACUGCAUGCCAUUGUUUAUACACCACCUACUGGUAACUGAGGAAGCGUAGAUAUGAUAUGACGGGAGUAUAGUAGUCGCCACACAUGCUCAGUGAAAUAAAACUAAGGUACUCUCAAACCUUUACAGACUGAUGUCCCAAGACACCAAGGCCGUUUUCGUUUAAACGGUUAAACCGAUCGGACCACAGUUGUUGGUUUAUUAAAUAAGGUUGGAACUAGUAAUCUGAUGCUGGUUUCAGGCGAACCUCGACAAAACCUUGCAAGGCCACCUGCAUAAACAUUUGCAGGUCCACCAGGAUUUUUACCCGAAAUUGUUACAUUUAUAAACAGACAAAUCGGUUGUUCCGCUUGAACGAACAGGCCCUAAGACAUGAUAAGAUGAUAAUCAAUACAUACAUAAGGUAGUUAACUCUGCAAUUAAU